AUGGGCCUCUCCGCUAUGGUGGAAAUUAAAGCUGAAGUUGCUCCAGAUGCUCUUCCUUUCCUGAUUUCCAGCUUAGCUGCUUUGACACUUUACUUGGAUGAAAAGCAAACAGGGUUCUCUCUAAAUGUUGCCAAUGCCUCGGGGGAUAUUUCCUUUCACUUUGAUUCUCCAGCUCGGCAUGCAUGGGUCGCUCUAGGAGGUGGAGAUAAAAUGAAAGGAGCUCUUACGCUCUUCGUAUACCUUUCAAAAGACAACAAACGCAAAUUCAACCUUCAGCCUAAGGUUGUCAAUUAUUCAGAGGAGAUGUGGAAUCAACCCACUCCAAAGAUAUCGAUGUUAAAGUUCUCGAUGGCUCAAGCAUUCAGAAUGGCCGAAUGGUUCUCAACGCCAUGUGUCAAAAUUGCCGCUCCUGAAAUUGAAGCUCGCUCAAUGUCUCGUCCGUUGUUGAACCUUGGAUGUACUUUACGCUUUGGAGCAAUAGCCAACCUCGUGUCUGAUUCGGUGACCGCAGAUGUAACCCAGCAUUCUUUCUACGGCAGGUUUACAAUGAACAUGGUCCAAGCAACUGGCCCAGGAGGAGUACCAGCAGUUGUUUCCGUCUCGUCAGGUUUUACUUUCGAAGGCGAAAAGUACGUCAAUGACGAAGACUUUGUUUCAAUGACACACGGAUACCUCAUGGCUGCGUUGGUACUUAUCUGCACGCCUCUUUUAAUGCACCAUCUUCUCUCCGGCGCCAGAUUACGGUUGAUGAACUACACCUUCUUCAUUCUUGUUCUACUCACUGGUUGGGCUUUGGGGAUUUUUGAUUCCAACAUUUACGAUUGGACUACAAGACUGGUCAUCAAAAUAUCGGACAUGUAG
Hyaloscypha bicolor E is the source of this 861-nucleotide messenger RNA. RefSeq lists its product as uncharacterized. The transcript has 5 exons. NCBI's taxonomy places the organism in Eukaryota, Fungi, Ascomycota, Leotiomycetes, Helotiales, Hyaloscyphaceae. The coding region runs from base 1 to 861 and encodes 286 amino acids. The record is from RefSeq and is a predicted model, not a curated record.